Diuraphis noxia (Russian wheat aphid) is the source of this 1875-nucleotide messenger RNA. Its product is annotated as ovarian-specific serine/threonine-protein kinase Lok-like. The record is from RefSeq and is a predicted model, not a curated record. Gene Ontology annotation, molecular function: ATP binding; protein serine/threonine kinase activity; protein binding. Gene Ontology annotation, biological process: peptidyl-serine phosphorylation; regulation of autophagy. NCBI's taxonomy places the organism in Eukaryota, Metazoa, Arthropoda, Insecta, Hemiptera, Aphididae. Gene Ontology annotation, cellular component: cytoplasm.
UUCUAAAGUUAUAAAUAAAAUAAUAUUAAAUGUAACAUUGAUUAUAAUUUAUAAUAUUGCCGGAAUUGGUAAACUACUACGCUAUAUAGUUAUGGUGAAUACUGAAUAGGUGACUGCUAGGCGCUAGUCUCUACUCCGUCCACUGUCAUCUCUGUUCUGUUGCUCUUUGCUCUUACCGGUCAACCUGCGUCUACCAUCGUACCAUACUACCAUGCUCGCACUGCUCGCAGACUAGCAGUGCCAUUGUUGAAGUUCCACUGGGCAGUUCUUAUUUCGCGUUUAAUCAUUUUUCAAUACCAAUAACCUGUGACAGUAUAAAAUAAUAUAUAAUAUUGUUAAGUUCUGUUCAGUUAUAUUUAUUAUUUACUUGAAAGUUCAGUAUGCACCUGCUAUAGAAAACUAGAAAAGUGCAAAUAUGGGUGAUUCAGAAAUUUUGACGCCUUUAAUAAACAGUCAGGACUCUUUGAGCAGCCAGGAUCAAAUAUCUAAGCCGGAGAAUACAAAUGCGUGGGGACGUCUAUAUCCAGAAAACGAAUAUUUAAAAAUUGAAGACCUAGUGAAGGAUAAUUAUAACGCAGGUCGUCAAACUAAUGAUGUUGACUUUCAAUUUACAAAACAGUGUUUUAGUUUAAAAGUAAUGAAUCAUAUUAGCAAGAUUCAUUUCAUUAUAAAUCGCGAAAAGAUUGGGACAUUAGGUUAUGUAGUGUUUAUUACAGACACAAGUGCAAAUGGAACUUUUUUAAAUGGUGAAAAAAUUGGAAAAGACAAUCGUUGGAUUUUAUCAAAUAAUGACAAAAUUGCUGUUGUUUCUAAAGCGAAUUGUGUGUAUACAUUUACUGACAAACGUUCUGAUUAUGUAAAUUGCCCACAAAAAGUCAGGGAAAAAUUUGCUGUUUAUGGUAUAUUGGGUAGAGGAACUUUUGGUGAAGUCCGAUUAGCUUUUGAAAAAAAAACUUCAAAAUGCUUUGCAUUGAAAAAAGUGAACAGGGAAAGUUGUAUUGUGUUAAGGGAACCUGAUAUUUUAUCAAGCUUAUCUCAUCCAAAUAUUGUAAAUAUGGAAAAUUUCAUUGAUACUACUGAUGCGAUUUACAUCACUUUGGAGUACAUGCCCGGAGGAACAUUAAAACAACUAAUAGAAAAUAUGAAACGCUUAAAAGAAUCUGAAUCUAAAAUCAUUUUGUAUCAAGUUGCUCGAGCUGUUCAGUAUUUACACAAUAGGUCAAUUGCUCAUAGAGAUCUAAAACCAGGAAACAUAUUGCUUUCUGUUAAGUCUCCUAUGAGUGUUGUAAAAUUGGCUGAUUUUGGUUUAUCUAAAAAGAUAACAGAAAACACUCAUUUAAAAACAUUUUGUGGUUCAUUAGCGUACCUUGCACCAGAAGUAUUUUCAAAUAGAAAAAAUUUAACUCAAUCAUAUAUUAAAUAUACUAAUAAAGUAGAUUCAUGGAGUUUUGGUGUUAUUUUAUAUGAAUGCUUAAGUGGUCAUAAACCUUUUGCUGGUGACCAUAUUGAAGAAAAGAUUUGCAAAGGAGUAUACAAUGCCACUAAACUUAAAUUGUUUAACACUUCAAAUGGUGUUCAAGAUAUAAUCGAGCAGUUAUUAACAAUUGAUUAUAAUAGAAGGUUUGAUUUUGAUAAAAUAUUGAAACACAUUUGGUUUGAAAAGGAUAUGUUUAUGAAGGAAAAAGUAGUCAAACUUAUUGCUGAAUUUUCGAAUAACUCAAAACCAAGUAACACAUUUUCGUCUAAUAAAGAAAAUGUUACUAAAAAAAUAAAGUUUUGUUCUUGUCUUACACAAGAUACUUGUUCUGAGUCUGAACAUACAUGAAUAGAUUUGAAUAUGUAUUUAUAAAUUAUAUAAGAAAUAUUUUUUUUUUU